GCAUUCAGGCAGUCAGUCGUCAGUCGUCCGUGAGCAGUCCAAAGUGUUAGAUCGGUUGGUCGGUACCACGUUUCGAGCUCGGUUCGGAUUUUUUUUGUGUGUGUCUUAACUGGGAUAUCAGACAUAGUGAUUUCCGAGUUUUGCGUUUGCCAUCCUGCCUGGGGUGAGGAAUAUUGGGGGUGGCAGUGGAUGACGAGAGAGAAAGUGCCAGGAAGAAAAUACAAAUAAUAUCCGCAUAUCAGUGAAAAUGUAGUUAAGGAGUUUCGUGUGGUUAAGCCAAAUGUGAGUGUGUGCAAAAGGGCUUUUGUGUGAUAACUGGCUACCGCAAACCGUGUUCUCGUGCGAAUCGUCGUCGUCAUCGUAGUCCCUCUCGCUAGGUAUAUCCUCGAGCCACCGGAGGGAAUUCUAGGCAGCAGAUGUGAUAAAGUGUGGGAAGCUGUGAGAAAUUUAUCCUCAACUAAGCGUGGAGGAAGCGAGUUUCUGUUUUGUUGCGGUGCUUGUGAGUGAAAAAGCUGUUCCAAAGGGAAAUUGUAUUUUCACCGCUUCUCCAGGGCGGCGGCGUACGGGGAAAUUCAUCAACCACCCCAAGGAUAUAUACGUUUCCGCGGUGAAGAAGGAAGAAAAAGUGCGGUGCAAAAAACAAGAAUGAUGGAAAAAAUAACGAAGCAAUGAUUUGUGCGGUCUCUGAUGCUGGCGGCGGUGGAGGUGUAUCGAAUUUCGCACACGGUUUGUUACCGCACCACGGACGGCGGUGAAUAAAACCGGAAUUGUGUCGUCGAGAAGGAAGAAAAUUUGCAUCCAAUGUGAUUAUUCACUUUUCGCCCAGUAGAGAAGUUGUCAGAAACGCAAAAGUUCGAUUUUUUUUUGUCCGGUUUCUCCCCAGAACAAGUGCAUCGGAAACAUGAGCCAAUUUGCAGCGACAACGACGGCGACGGAGACAGUUGCCGGUUGUAGUGAUUGGAAGCAACUAAAUUGCUGCGAUGGUGUAGGAUUUCGAUGUCGAGUGCGAGUAACAUGCAAUUAAGUGCAUACUGGAUGCAUUUUCGAUAACCAAAAAAGUGUGCGUGUCUGUCUAAAUGCUUCGCGCUCAGUGAUCUUUGGAAGGUUAUUCAUCCGAGUGUGGUUUUGAUUUCCAAAAAUAAAAGUGCACGCAACUCCCACACACGUGAGCUGUCUUGGCGCGAUUUUUUCGGAGUUCUUUGGAGGUUGACUGUUGUUCGGUGAUCCCGGUACUGGUGUGCGUUACCGUCCGGACUAUUAUUUAUUUAAUUUAUUUUUAUUUAAAACCGAGAUUUAAUUUAAUUAUCAACGAUCAUGACCUCGACGAAGAUGAGGGUCACGGUGAAGCCGCCUUUGGCGGUGAUGGUGUACUUAAUGGCGAUUAUGACCGGAGUUAACGUGUUAACUGGAGCUGAUUGCGCUAUGCUGGCUGGACUGGUGGCACCCAUAGAGGUCAUCGAGGAGUGGGGCUGCUACGACACCGAAAUCCGGCUCACGUGCGGCAACCUCGAGUCCCGGGUGGCGAUACUGGAGGCCAAAUUCACACCGCACUGUGCCGAGGACCGACCGGAGGAAUGUGUGCACGUCGACGAGAACAGUGUACCGCAUACCGUUUCCUCGCAACGGGUGGACAAGCUGGCCCUGGAGGAGCGGGAAGCCGGCCAGCGGUUCCUGCAAACGUUGCGGCGCAAUCACCGCGACGGCGAGCACGAGAAAUCCCCCGGCGAAGCGGUGCCAUCGGUCGGGGCCGUUCACUCUGCGGCGAAUGGCAACAACGGAUCCGGGGUGGCGCCGGUUAGCGCCCGUACGUCGUCGUCCACGACGACGACGGUCAAAGACAAACGUAGCUCGCUGCGGGCCACUUUGGAGCAUUUGAUUGUGCGCUAUUUGCGACGCAUCACCAGCAGCGGCGAGGACGAAGAGGAUGAGGAAAAUGGGGGCUAUGAGGCGUCUUCGGUGCGAUACCGUCGACAGGUAGCCGACUUCAAUGGGACCACCACCGAGGCUGAGAAUGCUACGGAUGUGGUUGGGGGGAAUGAGGGGCCGGAUAGCUCGGUGGAGAUUACAUUGCUCACCAAUGACAGCGAUAGCAGUGCAAAUGGUAGUGUCGGGUUCGGGACUAGUGAUUCGAGUGAGAUUACGGAAGCUCCUGGGGCAACGGGUGGUGGAAGUAGUGCUCUCGCUGUGGAAAGUGUCAACGGGGGGUCAUUCGUCGGGAGCACUACGGCAGCGUUAAGUGUUGAUGGGAAGAGUUCUAAAUUAAUGGAUGACGGUGGUGAACGACGACCCGCGGGUGGUGUUGGUGGAAAGGGGGGUACACGUAAGCACAAAGCCAAAAAGAAGCAGGAAUGUACCAGCAUUCGUAAACGGAUUGCUCAGCUGGAUCGAUUCGAGUUGGAGAAAUCGAUGCGGAACGAUACAUUCCGGGAGUACAACAUUCGGAGCGCGCUCAACUACAGGUGCUCCGGCAAAAACCAUUGUAGCUUCGUGUUCGGCCAGGACCACCCGUUUGCCGUGGUGUGGAAGGAGGGCACGGUCAGGGUGAAGUACAUCUGCAUGGACGAUUUUCGCAUCAGCAAGUACUGCGACGAGCACUUAAUUAUCGGCAACGAGGACCAAUGGGAACGGCGGCGGUCCAACGGCGCACGGGACGUUUCCGGCGAUCCGACAGCCGCGUCCUCCAGCGAGAGCGACGUUAACGAGGAGUCCCCAGCGCAACACCAUCGGCCCCAGGACUCCGGUGGAGGGGGAGGUGGCGGCGGCACCGGCGGCGGGACAUCUGCCGGUAGAAAUUAUUACAAUGAUAACACUAACGAUCCGGUUGGCUUCGCCGAGGACCGGCGUCGACAGCGGAACUUCUACGACUAUGAUGAUGGCGAUGAGGAUGACGACGACGACGAGCAAGGAUAUGACGAUGAGGACGAAGGAGGUGACGGGGAGUACGGGGGCGCUGAACCGCGGGCGGAAGCCUUGCAGCAAUUGCCGAUGGUUCAACAGAUGCACUCGUUUCAUAAUUUGAAAAUUCUGAAAACUUUCCCCAGCGAGUCGGCACCGAUUAACGAGACGGAACAGCAGCGAAAGCUAGAAGCGGAAGCGGCCUACCGGAAGCGGCAGAAGGUGUUCUCGCAGGACUUCCGAGUGCUUAAAAUCCUGCCCAGCAACCUGGACGAGAUCGAAGACAUCAAACAGGUUGGUAACGAAUACUUCUUCAAGAAGGACGUCGAAGUGACGGUUGACGAUGCGGAGAACGAGAUCGUCCCGGACGUUGCUAUCGAUGAGGGCUCCAACCAACUCCCGCCAUCCUCGUCCAACGAAGCCAACAAUCAGUUCACGGAAACGUUGGACAUUGUGGUUCUUCCACCGCCCACCAAAGACGCCGAUGUGUACGAGAGCGUAUUGGAUGGGGCCGCCUCGACGGCAUCCAGCGGAACGACCAUCAACCUGGUGGAGCUGAUAACGCCCACUAUGGGAUCGCCGAACGUCAGUACGUCCGGUACUUCAACCGGUGCAGUUACGCAACCGGUUGCGACUACGUUGGGUCCCGUCACGAUAGACGGAACGCUGGAGAGCUACCCGGACGUGGAGUCCAACGAAAUCGAAGGGGAAGGAGUGCGGGUGAAUAGGACCACUGCAAGCGCAGAGGACGGGUUCAGUUUCAACAAUAGAACAUUCCGAAAAAUGCAGGAAGCGAUCCUGGAGGGUAUCAGUGAAGGAUCGAACGGUGACGGGGGUCCCUACCCGACCAGUUACGACGAUGAUGACGAAGAUGAUUUCGAAGACGAAGAUGACGACGGAGAUGACUACGACGGCAGCGACCGGAGAGGUCACAAAAAGUAUAUCAGUAUUCAGCGGACGCUUCUGAAGCACCCGCUGCGCCAGGGCUUCCUGAUGACGCCCGGCUAUCCCAAGUACUACAUCGGCGACAGUGUCUGCCGGUGGACGCUGUACGCCCAGCGGCACCAAAAGAUUAAGUUAACUAUCCUAGAUUUAGCACUGCGGUACGAUGAACCGUGUAGAGAUUACAUCGAGAUCACGGAUCUCGAUACGAAUCAAACCCUGUUUAGCAGUUGUACGGAGAGUACGCGACCCGUGGUGGUGGUCAGCGUACGGGAGAAAGUUGAGGUUAAAGUGAGAACCACCACAAAAGUGGCCUACCCGAAACGGGGCGUGCUGAUACACUAUUCAGCACUCGGCUGCGAGCUGCCGUCGCCGAUUCCGCCGCACAUGACGCUGGUCCGUCGAAGCGAGUACCGAGCGAAGUACGUCUGUGAUCCCCUGUAUGUGUUUCCCGACACAGCUGAGCCCAGUCGCGAACUAGUCUGCACCGCCAAGCACACGUGGAACCGACCGUUGCCGGCCUGUGUAGAAAAACGCGCCACCGAAGGAAGUGGUCUAGUGUCCCAUUACGAGCAGAAGCGUAAAAUAAGUGACUCCGACGAAAGCAUGUCUGAUAAAAAGGCAGACACCGUUUACGACAUCCUGAUUCCGUCGAUGGUAAUUGCUGCCCUAUUUAUUGUUAAUGGCAUCGUAUUCGCGGUCAUUAUGCGCUACAGGAACAAAAGAAAACAACGCCUUGAACUAGACAGUAAGGAACUAGCAGAACUGUAAAGCCCCUCCUCUCCGUCGCCACUUCCUCAAGUAGAAAGUAAAAAAAAAAAAACAGAAAAACAAAAUCUGAUGCAUGAACAAAUACUCAAAACAAUGAUAAUGCAUGUACAAGAACAAUGAAGGAGAGUCAUUAUGGGAAUGGAGAAGAAUGAAAGCAAAGCCAUCUCCACCGUCGUCGUUGUCGUCGUCGCGCCGCCUUUAUCAUCGUCAUCAUCAUGAUUGCACAUCCAUAGAUAUCCUUUUUUUCGCCGGAAGUUAGAAGGAACGUCAUCAGUCACAUUGCCAUAUCCCCAUUGGAAACGACCGCCAAGUAAAGAAUCGUGUUUCUUUUCUGUGUCUCCAUUUCGCCGGUAUUUACCUCGACAUCAAUCAUCAUGUUGCGGCACACCCCUGCUGACGUGUGUGGUGAAUUUGUCACACCCCUUCGAACACAAAUAACUAAAGGUGUGCCCACCCCUCCAGCCGCCGGGACGUCCCGUCAAGGGCAAGGUCAUCAUCAUCAUCUGUCGCAGUAGGCAUUGCAUAUCAUCAACUCAUCUUCAUUAUCAUGGCCACUGGGGCAUCGCCGCCAUCUUGGAUGAGCACGCGGUGAAUGCAACACGCUACAGGAAACCAAACAUUAUCAUCGCUACAUGGUAAAAGAAAGCGGAAAAGGUAAGUCUAAUCCACAGUUCAAUUAUUAGUGGGAAAACCGAAUGCGUUCGGUUCAAGAAGAGUCAAAGCCAGAUAUUUUGCCGCUCUAAGGAAAACAAAUUGGAUAAAAAAAUCGUCGUAGUUCAAUAGCUUAUAGAUUUGAGCAAUCUGAAAUUAGAUAAAUGUUGAAGAGACCGGAAAACUGGGAACACUGGCAACCACAACGCAUAGGAAAGAAGAUAAAUGCUUUAGGCAAAUUUGAGACCGGAAAUGAUAACCUCGGAAAGUGGUUUGAGUUCCUGGUAAUUUGGCAGUUGCCAAACGCUUUGCUCGUCUGUUAUAGUUUGACACUGUUGCCAGUGUUCUUGGUGUGGGAUCCUCAACAAAGCUCCGUACACACCCACACAUACACGGUAACUAUUUUGCACGCUGAAAAAUUAUUAUAUACAAAAUCUCUUAUAUCGCAUUUAAAAAAACAUGAAAACAAUGGUUAUCGUGAGAGAAACAAAGAGUAAAACGAACAAAAAUAUUUAUAUUAUGCAAAUCUGCUAACGAAUUUUGAUAUCUUAUUUCCUCGAUAUUUUUUUAGUCUCGAAAAUAUUUUCUCGCAUUUUUGCUUGGAUAACAAAAUCUAAAUCUUAAGAUAAGUGCGCCGCUUAGAUCGCUCCGGGUAACGAAAUAUUUUCUAAAAUUUUACAGUUUAACAGCAAAAUGUACGAGAAUUGCUUGAAAUCAUCAGUAAAAAAAUAGCGAUCAUUAUAAAAGGGUAUCAAAUUGGAUGUAUUUUUCGAGUUUGUUUGCCAACCUACUAAUACAAAGAACCACCGCCAACAAUCUAAAAAAUUUGAUGAAAACAUUUGAUUUAGCCUAAAUACAUACAAAAUCCAAAACACAAUCCAAGCCAAAGAUUAGAUGUUAAAGCGCGAGAAAGCUUAGAAUGCAGCUCCCAACGCCUACUUUGACGUGCGGAGAAAAGUUAACGAGAAAAAAAUGUGGUAAUUGAUAAAGAUAAAUGAAAAUCAACAUGUGCUUUAACGAAAACAAAGAAAAUUUACUCGUUCUUUAAACAAAACGAAAAAUAAAGUCGGUCCUGUAAAACUGUAGAAAAAAAAACAAUGGAACUGAUGAACAAACUGGAAGUUUCAGCGAGGGUGAUGCUUGGCCAAGUGAAUUGUGAUUGUAUCCCAUACACACAGACAAACAAACAACCCAAAUCAAGAGAAGAGAGUAUAAGUGAGCGCGAUGGCAUGAGUUCUUGUGAAUCUUUUAGUUUUCCGAGUCGGUCGGAAGGAUACGGGGCACCUACGAAAAUCAAAUCAAACCAAAGACAAAGUGGUUUGUUCUCAAUAUGUACUAACAAAGUCCUACGUGUUGUGUAAGUUUCGCACGCCUCAGAAAAAAACAUGGAAGGGGAAUCAGUGCUGGAUUUUCUGACCACACUUUAUUGUUUUUCUGGACUCUUUCCAUUGUUGGAUGAGUCUUUCAUUUUUUUGUUUAGAACACUGUUAUUUUCUUAAUUUUUUAAGGAAAUAUUUAUUUGCUGAAUUAAAAAUAUUGUACUUCCAUGCCGAAAAAUAAAAUGAUACAAACAAAUAAAAA
Molecule: messenger RNA, 6840 nt
Organism: Aedes albopictus (Asian tiger mosquito)
Lineage: Eukaryota; Metazoa; Arthropoda; Insecta; Diptera; Culicidae
Exons: 14
Coding region: 1315-4608 (1097 amino acids)
Source: RefSeq, a predicted model, not a curated record